This is a messenger RNA of Bolinopsis microptera, 1263 nucleotides long. RefSeq names its product vacuolar iron transporter-like. The coding region runs from base 39 to 1175 and encodes 378 amino acids. NCBI's taxonomy places the organism in Eukaryota, Metazoa, Ctenophora, Tentaculata, Lobata, Bolinopsidae. The record is from RefSeq and is a predicted model, not a curated record. Gene Ontology annotation, biological process: intracellular manganese ion homeostasis. Gene Ontology annotation, cellular component: membrane. Gene Ontology annotation, molecular function: manganese ion transmembrane transporter activity; iron ion transmembrane transporter activity. The transcript has 11 exons.
AAAUAAUUUGAGGGCCAUUUACGAGAUUCGAUCAGCACAUGGCAUCGUCUAGACAAACCACCGUAAUCGGAAACGUGAAUGUUGACGAGGAUAUUGUGGUUGUCUCUAAUGACAGAGAACCGCAAGAGGAUGGAGCAGUUAUCAGUAACCAAAACGUUGUGAGUGAAGACACUGUCGAGAGCUCUCCAGCCCCAACAAAACCUAAAAAGAAGAGAGGCAGGAACUGGCAGGAUUCAGGAACAAGGAGCAACAAAACAAUAGUUUGGCCGUCGAAGAAAGUGGCGAUACAGCGAGUUAGGGCAAUGAUACACUACAUACGAAAGAAUAAGAAACGAAAGGAAUAUUACCAAAACAAAGAUGUUGAGGAAAUGAAGCGGGAGCAUGCCAAGCUGGAGGAAGAACACACUCACGAAAACUGUUUGGUGACGUAUAUUCAGAGCUUGGUGUUCGGAGGAGUGGACGGUAUUAUCACAUCAUUUGCUGUAGUUGCUGCUAUUGCAGGUGCUGGGUAUAGCACGUAUUAUAUACUUGCUAUCGGCAUCGCUAACCUCAUCGCUGACGGUCUCUCUAUGGGUCUUGGGGAUUACAUGAGUAGUGACAGCGAAAUAAAAUUCGCAAAAACAGAACUUGCUCGAGAAGAAUGGGAGUAUGACAACUAUCAGCAAGGAGAGGAGGCGGAAAUGAUCGAUAUUUUCAAAGCAAGGGGAAUGACACAAGAAGAUGCUGAAAUCGUCAUUCGUACAACAGCAAAGUACAAGGACGUGUUCUGUAAUGAGAUGAUGAUACACGAGCUAGGUCUUACCCCACCGGAUGAUGACGACAGCCCUGUAAAGAAUGGUUUGGUGACAUUUAUUGCGUUCAUCAUCUGUGGAGUAGUCCCGCUCCUCGUUUACAUGUUCGUAGAUGUUCACAGCAAAUCUGGAGACACCAACUUCUACAUCUCAAUUGGCAUGACAGCAGCAGCCCUGUUUCUUCUUGGAGCCAUGAAGUCGCUAGCCUCGUACAUAUCGUGGUGGAGGUCGGGAUUGAGUAUCAUGAUUCUGGGGUGUAUAGCAGCUGCUUCCGCCUACGGUAUCUCAGCACUUGCUGAGUUUGCUGUCGAGUCACACAAGACGGGAACGUUGAGGAUCUGCGAUCUUAACUCAACUGGAUCCCUUGUCAGUAAUACUAAUUGAGGAAUGGAUAAUUGACUGAAAACACUGAAGUCUCCUCUUCUUUGUUUAAGAUACCACUUUCAUAAAGGAGUUCUGCAUUCGGACCAAG